AUGAGCGAGAUGAUGACCAGCGACCCCUUGUACUCUUCUAGCAUCAAGUCAUCGGUUCUUCUCGGAUUGUCUUUGACAGUCCCUCUCAUGGUGGCAUGCCUAUCUGUUGCCAUUCCUAUAUGGAUUCGUAAUGGCUACCAGUUCUGGAUUUCAAGAACUGAUUGCGCAGGUCAAGCCGGAAAUCAUCAAACUUUGGGGAUGAAGGAGGGUGUUGUUCUUUUCAUAUGCAUAUCUGUAUUUGCUGGAUCUGUAUUAGCUCUCGGUGCUAUAGUAUCCGCAAAACCAUUGGAGGAUUUACAGUACAAAGGAUGGACUAGGGACCAGAACAGUGUUACAUCUCCUUAUGCAUCAUCUGUGUACCUUGGCUGGGCACUGGCUUCUGCUAUUGCUUUAAUUGUUACUGGUGUGCUACCGAUGGUAUCCUGGUUCGCAACAUAUCGAUUCUCUCUUUCUUCUGCUAUAUGCGCUGGAAUAUUUGCAGUUAUCCUUGUGGCAUUUUGUGGUGCAUCCUAUCUGGAGGUUGUGAAUUCGAGGGACGACGAGGUUCCUACAAAGACUGAUUUCCUUGUUGCUUUACUUCCUCUGGUGUGCAUUCCAGCACUGUUAUCACUUUGUUGUGGUUUGUUUAAGUGGAAAGAUGAUGAUUGGAAACUUUCUCGAGGUGUUUAUGUCUGCAUCAUCAUUGGUCUUCUUCUUCUGCUUGGUGCAAUAUCAGCUGUUAUAAUUCUUGUUACACCGUGGACGAUAGGGGCAGCAUUCCUUUUAGCUCUUCUUCUCCUUGUUCUAGCUAUUGGUGUUGUCCACUACUGGGCUUCAAACAAUUUUUAUUUGACCAGGGCACAGAUGUUACUUGUUUGUUUCCUUGCUUUUCUUUUGGCUUUGGCAGCAUUUCUCAUGGGGUGGUUCCAAGAUAAACCUUUCGUCGGAGCCUCUGUUGGUUACUUUUCAUUUCUCUUUCUUCUGGCCGGAAGGGCAUUGACUGUUCUGCUUUCACCUCCUGUUGUCGUUUAUUCUCCAAGGGUACUGCCUGUAUAUGUUUAUGAUGCUCAUGCAGAUUGUGGAAAGAAUGUCAGUGCUGCAUUCCUUGUGCUUUAUGGGGUUGCAUUGGCAACUGAGGGCUGGGGUGUCGUUGCUAGUUUGAAAAUUUAUCCCCCAUUUGCUGGUGCUGCUGUAUCAGCAGUAACACUUGUUGUAGCUUUUGGGUUUGCUGUCUCUCGUCCGUGCUUGACUCUUAAGAUGGUGGAAGACGCAGUUCACUUUCUUAGCAAGGAAACUGUUGUGCAGGCAAUUGCUCGUUCUGCCACUAAGACCAGAAAUGCUCUAUCUGGAACGUACUCCGCUCCACAGAGAUCUGCCAGUUCAGCUGCCCUGUUGGUUGGUGACCCUACUGUUAUGCGUGACAGGGCUGGAAAUUUUGUGCUCCCUAGAGCAGAUGUCAUGAAGUUAAGAGAUCGUCUAAGAAAUGAAGAACUAGCUGCGGGGUCAUUCUUUAGCAGAAUAAGAAAUGGAAGGGCAUUGCGGCACGAAUCAACAAGUGAUGUAGGUCGUAGAAGAGAAAUGUGUGCACAUGCAAGGAUUUUGGCUUUGGAAGAGGCAAUUGAUACUGAAUGGGUUUACAUGUGGGAUAAGUUUGGUGGUUACUACUUCUUUUGCUUGGUUUGA
Molecule: messenger RNA, 1662 nt
Organism: Ilex paraguariensis (yerba mate)
Lineage: Eukaryota; Viridiplantae; Streptophyta; Magnoliopsida; Aquifoliales; Aquifoliaceae
Source: the annotation of a GenBank genome assembly